GCGAGCGAGCGAGAGAGAGAGAGCGUAACCGGAACUGGAACUGUUACAUUCAGACAGCAGAUCCUUCACUUUACACACUUAUUCAUUAUUCAUAUGAUUUAUUUCAUCUCACUAAACUUUUCCCGCCAUGACGCGCUGGAUUCCCACAAAAAGGGAGAAAUAUGGAGUGGCUAUCUAUAACUAUAACGCAAACGGAGAGGCGGAGUUAAGUCUUCAGGUGGGGGACACAGUACACAUACUGGAGACGUUUGAAGGGUGGUACAGAGGAUACACACUGCGACAGAAAUCACAGAAGGGCAUUUUCCCUGCCAACUACAUCCAUUUGAAAGAAGCUAAAGUUGAAGGAACUGGCAAACAAGAGACUGUGGUACCUGCAGACUUACCCUUGGUGCAAGAGCUUGGGACGACGCUGAGAGAAUGGACACAAAUCUGGCACAAACUUUACGUGAACAACAAGACCACGCUGUUCCGGAACGUUCAGCAGAUGGCCUACAGCCUGAUCGAAUACCGCUCGCAGAUCGUAUCGGGAACGCUUCCCAACGAUGACCUGGUGGAACUCAAGAAGAAGGUCACAGCCAAAAUCGAUUAUGGGAACAGGAUUCUGGGUCUUGAUUUGGUAGUGCGCGAUGAAGCGGGUAACACAUUAGUCCCGGAAAGCUCCAGCACCGUCAGCCUGUUCAGAGCACACGAGGCUGCGUCCCGCUGUAUUGAUGAGAGGAUUCAGGAGGAGAAGAUGCGCCUCCAGAACGUGGAUAAGCGGCGUCAGACCCUCUUCAGCGGCGUACACACGUUUAGCCUCCUCAUGAAUCUCAAAAACUUCGUAUGCAACAUUGGUGAAGACGCAGAACUCUUUAUGUCAUUAUAUGACCCUGAUAAAUCUGAAUUCAUUAGCGAGAACUUCCUGGUCAGGUGGGACAGCACAGGCAUGCCGAAAGAGAUCGAAAAACUUAACAACCUGCCAGCACUUUUCACGGAUCUGAGCAGCAGUGAUCUGAUCAGACAGCGCCUCUUCCUGGUCUGUCAGAUUAUUCGUGUGGGCAGCAUGGAGCUGAAAGAGGGAAAAAAACAGACAGGAGGACUGCGAAGGCCGUUCGGAGUCGCAGUUAUGGAUAUCACAGAUAUUGCCCACGGUAAAAUUGAUGAUGAUGAUAAACAAUACUUCAUCCCUUUUCAACAGAUCGCCAUGGAAACCUACAUCCGUCAGCGGCAGCUAAUCAUGUCUCCUCUCAUGCCGUCUCGUGUCAUCGUCGAGAACGAACCUCUCGUCGCCGUCUUCAACAAGGUCAUUGCCACACGAGAGGUCAACCACAAAGGACAGGGGCUGUUCGUGACCCUAAAACUGCUCCCUGGAGAUGUGUUCCAGGUUCAGAAAGAUUAUCCUCAUUUCGUGGACCGCACAACAGCUAUUGUCAGGAAAAUGGGCUUUCCUGAAAUUAUCCUUCCAGGUUACGUGAGGAACGACAUUUACGUGACGCUGCUACAAGGUGAGUUUGAUCGUGGAAAGAAGAAGACCCCGAAAAAUGUGGAAGUUAUGAUGAGCGUUUUGGAUGAAGAUGGAAACCCCAUGGAGAAGGCCAUAUAUCCAGGAGGAGGUUAUGAAGGGAUCACAGAAUAUAAGUCUGUCAUUUACUAUCAGGUCAAGCAGCCCUGCUGGAAUGAGACUGUUAAGGUGACCAUACCCAUCGAGGAUGUUUGUCGAUGUCAUCUGAGAUUAACUUUUAGACACAGAUCAUCUCAGGAUUCCAGAGAUAAGUCAGAGAAGCCGUUCGGCAUGGCUUUUAUCCGUCUGAUGAAGUCAGAUGGCACCACACUUCCAGAUGGAAGGCAUGAUCUCAUCGUCUACAAGGUGGAUGUGAAGAAAAGUGACGAUGCCAAGACGUAUUUGACUCUUCCUGGCUCAUACGCCGAGGCUGAGGAAAAAGAGAGGCAGGCAGGAAAACCUUUCCAUCCCACAGGCGUCAUUCCCGUCACCAAAGACAGCUUUCAGAUCUCCACACUCACCUGCUCCACGAAGCUCACACAAAACGUUGAUCUUUUGGGCCUUCUCAACUGGAGAUCAAAUACUGAGAGACUUGAAAUAAUUCUUCAGAAACUGAUGGAGGUGGAAGGAGGGGAAAUUAUUAAAUUUCUGCAGGAUACACUGGAUGCUCUCUUCAAUAUCAUGAUGGAGACCUCAGAGGAAGAAACCUACGACACACUUGUUUUCAAUGCUUUGGUCUUCAUCAUUUCACUGAUCGGCGAUAUUAAGUUUCAGCAUUUCAACCCGGUUCUGGAGACAUACGUUAACAAACACUUCAGUGCAACUUUGGCGUACCAGAAGUUGACCAGAGUGUUGAAUUAUUUUGUUGGCCGCGCCGAGGACCCGGCGCAUACGGAGAGACUGUACUCCGCUUUGAAAGCCUUCAAGUACCUUUUUCGUUUUAUCGUGCAGUCACGGAUUCUCUAUCUCAGGUUUUAUGGAAAAAGUGAAGAUGGAGGGGAGUUUCUUGACUCCAUUCGUACCCUCUUUCUUUUAAUCAGCAAUCUGAUGGACCGGCCUCUGGAUGAGGGAGUUAAAAUAAAGGGAGCAAUCUUAAAAUAUCUUCCUACCAUAAUCAACGACUUACAGAAGGUUUUUGAUCCUGUGGAGCUGAGCUUUCAACUGGCGAAGUUCAUCGAGAGCAUCCCAGAGUUUCAGAUGGUGAGACAGAAACUCGGUUGUCUGGUGAAAAUGGUGGAGAGUGACCUUUUCAAACUGCCAGAGUGCAGAGAAGUCUUGUUACCCCUGAUCACAGAUCAGCUGAGCGGCCAACUGGACGAUCACUCCAAUAAACCUGAUCUGGAAGCCUGCGUUCAGCUCCUCAGUACUGUACUAGACAUGCUAGACCUUAAAAACAUUGGUCCCACGUCAGGUCACGUGAAGCUAAUCGUGGACCGUCUGUUGCGAAGGGUUAACCGCACCGUCAUCAACCUGAGCUUGGACUCGCCCUACAUUGGGCACUACCUCGCAUGCAUGACCGCCAUCCUGAAACAAAUGGAAGAUGCGCAUUACGAGCAAUACAUCAGCACAUUCAAAACCAGGCAGGACAUUAUCGACUUUCUAAUGGAGACUUUCAUCAUGUUCAAAAACCUGAUGGGGAACGUCUUUCCCCCCGACUGGAUGAUCAUGAAUCUACUCCAAAUGAAAGUCUUUCUGCGGGCGAUAGACCAGUACUCUGAUGUCCUCAACAAAUACUUCUUGGACGCCGCUCACUUCCACUUACAGCUCUGGAACAACUACUUUCAUCUAAUUGUUGCUUUCCUUACCCAUAAGUCAUUGCAGCUGGAGUCUUUUUCUCUUGAGAAACGAAACAAGAUUCUCAACAAGUACGGUGAUAUGCGGAAGAGCAUCGGCUUCAAGCUGGCAGAUAUGUGGUAUAAUCUUGGUCCACAUAAAAUGAAGUUUAUCCCCGCGAUGGUUGGUCCCAUUUUGGAGGCGACUUUAGUUCCAGAGCCCGAGUUGAGGAAGGCCACCAUCCCCAUCUUCUUCGACAUGAUGCAAUGUGAACACAAUUUCAGUGGCAAGCACACCUUUCAGAUGUUUGAGAAUGAGCUUAUCACAAAACUGGACCAGGAGGUCGAGGGAGGACGUGGAGAUGAACAAUACAAGCUUCUGCUGGAGAAGACGUUACUGGAGCACUGUCGGAGGCAUCGCUACCUCUCUCAGUCGGGUGAAGCUUUGGCUUUGUUGCUGAGCAGUCUGCUGGAAAAUCUGAUGGCCUAUCGCACCAUCACCCAUGACGAGAGCCCUGAACUUCGCAUGAUCUGCACUGUCAACGUCCUGAACUUUUACAAAGAGAAAAAAAGAGAGGACAUUUAUAUCCGCUAUUUGUACAAGCUGCGUGACCUUCAUCUAGACUGUGAGAACUACACCGAGGCGGCGUACACGCUCCUGCUGCACGCUGAGCUUCUGGAGUGGUCAGACAAGCCUUGCGCGCCCCACCUGAUCCCACGGGACGGCACUCAGGGCUGGACACAACAAGAGCUGAAGGAAAGACUGUUUCAGGAGAUCAUGUGUUAUUUGGACAAGGGCAAAAUAUGGGAGAAGGCCAUUGAGAUGGCCAAACAGCUUGUUAAACUUCACGAGAACCAAAUGUUCGAUUUCCUAGAGCUCAGCCAGCUGCUGAAACAGCAGGCGCAGUAUUACGAGAAUAUCAUGCACGCUAUGAGACCUCAGCCGGAGUAUUUCGCUGUUGGAUAUUAUGGCCAGGGUUUCCCAUCUUUUCUUAGGAACAAAAUGUUCAUUUACCGUGGUAAAGAGUACGAGUGGCUGGAGGACUUUAGUUUGAAGCUGAUGUCUCAGUUUCCCAACGCGAUGAAGAUGACCAGCACGUCGGCCCCUGGUGACAACAUCUGUAACUCAACUGGUCAGCAUAUUCAGUGUUUCACAGUAAAGCCUGUUCUCAACUUACCUGCAUCGUUCAAAGACAAGGGCCUUCCUGAACAGAUGAUCAAUUACUACCGGACGAACGAGGUGGAAAAGUUCCAGUAUUCCAGACCCUUCAGGAAAGGAGAGAAAGAUCCAGAGAAUGAGUUUGCGACCAUGUGGAUUGAAAGAGCCACCUACAUCACAGCGUAUCGCUUUCCGGGGAUCCUCAAGUGGUUCGAAGUAAAGUCGAUGUCUGUGGAGGAGAUCAGUCCUUUGGAGAACGCCAUAGAAACCAUGGAGCUGGCCAAUGAGAAGCUGAGUAAUCUGGUCCAGCAGCAGGCCUGUGAUCGAUCUCUUCCUGUACAUCCUCUCUCCAUGAUGCUCAACGGGAUCGUGGACCCUGCAGUCAUGGGUGGCUUUUCCAACUAUGAGAAGGCGUUUUUUACAGAGACGUACAUGAAGAACAACCCUGAUCACCUGGAGCGCAUUGAAGUCUUGAAACAUCUCAUUGCACUGCAGGUUCCACUGCUUGAUGAGGGGAUUCGGAUCCACGGUGAGAAAUCCACAGAACAACUGAAACCUCUACACAACAGAAUUGUCACCUGCUUUCAAGACCUGCGCGCCAAAGUGGAGAGACUGUACGGCGUCAUUACUCUGCCCUGCUCUCUGACAGAAAAGAAGAAGAGUCGUGUCGGGUCGAUGGUUAUGCCGUACAUCAUGUCCUCCACGCUCAGACGGAUGUCCACCAUCUCAAACGCCUCAUCUGGACACUCCAGUGGAUCUGGUUCAUCUGAUGGAAACUCCUCCAGACCUGCAUCACAGGAUUCACUGCUAUCCCGUGUGAGUGACUGCAGGGUCUCCGUGUUUUCCCGUUCAGAGGAAGAUAAUCGGAUCAGUAAGAAAAACAGGAAAGAAUGGAGCGUGAGCAAGUCUCAAGUUCUUAUGGAGCGACCCACCAACACAGACGAGAUUCCUCCAGAAAAGCAGCCGAGACCCAAAAGUCUGACGAUUGGAGAUCGAAGACUCACGCUUUCACUGUAUCAUGGAGAAUCAUCCGGCUUGAGUUUACACAACCCACUCAGCCCACUGCCUGCUUCACCACACACACCACGCAGCUCCAGUUACACGUGUCUACCGAGCGAGAGUGACUUUAGCACGUCUGACAUCACAAGCGCUCCUCCACCGAUGCCCCCGAAGAAACACCUGCCCGAUAGUGACGGCAUCUACAACUCUACCUCUGAGUUUACGCCUCCUUUACCGAUGAAAGUUGAAAACAAGCCGCCGCCUCCCCCGCCCAAAACACGCAAGUCCAUGUUUCCCAACAAUGACAUCAAUCCCCAAUAAACGCUCCAGUACUCCUCCAUCACCCAGCACUACACCUCUCACAUCUUUACAUGCUUUUGGAAAAACUGUUUAGACACCUAAGGAGCAAUUUAUUUUCCUCCUUUUAAAAUGUAUUACCAUGUGACAUCAAUGCAUUUUAUUUAGAAAUAAACCACCUAUUUAUUAAUCAUCGCUUUGCAGAAAUGUGAUCGUAACUUUUAUACAUCAUUAGUGUCUGUGCCUUACGAAUAGAGAAGUUGUUGCGACAACAGAAGAAAGUCUAAAUAUUAAUAUUUACGAAUAAAAAUGUUAAUCUUUGCACAUAUUCACUUUGCACAUAGCUCACAUUUGUUGAGUUCACACAACUUUGGUACUUUUGCAAUGAAACCUUUUGCAGACACGGUGCACAGUUCAGUUGGCAUUACUUUUCCCAAAGCAACAAAAGACUUCUGCAUUAUUAUUUUUCCAGCGAUUUCAUUUUAUUUGCAUGCAAACCCCUCUAAAAUGUAUGAGUUUGGAUGUAUGUAUGAUGCACGAGGAACUUUGCUCACUGUUAGUUACCUCAAAUCUAAAUAUAUUUCAAUAGUGCACACACUGUAUGGAAAGCAUAAUGUCUAUUUUUGGCAUACUGUUUUUAUAAAUGAUUUUUUAUGCUUUAAGGUUACAUAAUUCAAUAACUGCACCUUUAGAUGUGUUAAAUUAUUAUUUGUACAGUUUUUGAAUACAACUAGUUAUGACAGUAAAUGGGUAACAUGACAGGACAGCAGUGAUGUGUUUUGUGUAAUGGGUUCUUACGGUAGUGUUUAUUGCAUAAAGAUUUCUUACUUUUGUACUGUAGCAGAGUUUUUGCCGAAUUAUAUUUCUGCCCAAAAUGUUUUGUAUAUUCUGUAUUAAAACCGUGAAAUUAUAACAAACGUGAUUGCAGUUUCCCAAAUCCAAGGAAAAGUCAAAACAAUGUUUUUGAUAAAGGGAUUAUACAGUAGAUGUAAAUAUUGAAUAUCUCUUUACAGAAUUAUUUAAACUUGAAAUUGUAAUUUAACUGAGAUUUAUUUGAGUGUAUAUUUUUAGUUUCGUUCUGAGCAAGAACAUUUCUUUAUUUUUACAAUAUAAUAAAAUCAUUGUUUUAAGAAUAUGAAUAAAUAUUUGUAGUUUUUACAGUAGGCACAAGCAGUGAGUUGUGUAAAAUGAUGAAUUAUUACUGUCAGUCAAACACUGUUAACUGUACUUGACAAUGCUUGCACUUCAGUUUGAAUAAAAGUGCCAAAA
This is a messenger RNA of Misgurnus anguillicaudatus (oriental weatherfish), 6976 nucleotides long. The record is from RefSeq and is a predicted model, not a curated record. Lineage: Eukaryota; Metazoa; Chordata; Actinopteri; Cypriniformes; Cobitidae.